CUUCGGCUCAGGCUGGUUGUUACGGUAACUGUGGGUACGCCGAGGCCUCCAGUGCUGAGGUGAUUGUGAAUUGGCGCCGACACCAGGGAAAAGUUUCAGGGGGUGGGGAACCAACACUGGACGUGCUUCAGAAUUGGACAGAGGCUGACUAUGCUAACAUGGCAGUUUACUUUGAUCAUCGCAUUGAUGCACCUGAUACUGUGGGUCCUCCAUCAGAGAUUGCUUGGCAUCGUAUCCACCCAUUGUUGGCAGUAGCCUCUGUUAGCACCAGUAGCACUCCAGGGGGCAGUGUGGAUGUGUAUCUUGAGCAGGGAGAACACAUACCCAAUGCACACGUUGAGCGUCCCUUCCAGCCAACGCUCAUCAGUUGGCAUCCUUCCAAAAGGGUUGUAGCAAUUGGUUGGGAAACUGGAGCAGUGAUUUUUUGGUCUGAACAGGGUGCGGAUGAACAGCAGAUAGCAGCUGGCACACACCGAGCUCAGAUCACCAUCUUGGAGUGGAGCAGCAAUGGCACACGGCUGGUCUCCGCUGAUAAAGCUGGAGUUCUGAUGGUGUGGCGGGUGGAUCAGCAUGGGCGAGUGCAAGGAUCACCAGUUGGUAAACAAGAUUUUGGCAAGCAGCUGAGCCACUGUAUCUUCAAACCUCCUGCCCCAGGAGAGGAUCUUGUACAGUUGGCUAAAGCUGCAGUAAGUGGGGAUGAAAAUGCUUUGGAUAUGUUCAACUGGAAAAAGGUUGGAAAAGGGGAUGCACCAUUUAAAGUUGGACUUCAGCAAGGAAUCACAUGUUUUGUCAGUGUAACAGAUGGGACUGUGUAUCAUGUUAAUGAAAAAGGGAAGAGCUUGCAGGUCCUCUGCACUGAUGGACCAAUCAAAAAACUCAUGUAUAUGGAGGGGAAGGAAAUCCUGAUGGUUGUGACUGAAGCACUUUUCCUAUCCCAGCACAGUAUUGGUCUUGAUGGAACAAGUCAAGAGCUUAUGAAGGUAAAGCUGAGCGGAAAGGCAGGCCCAAAAGCUGAUAUUAUCUGGGUGGAGAGUGGCCUUCUCAUUACAGCCACAGGCGAGAUAGUUAUUAGGCUCUGGGAUUUGGAUAAAAAUGAGAAUUAUACUUUGACACCAGAUGAACACCUGGGGUAUAGCACUGGAGAAAUCAUAAAUUGCAUCUCUUACUGUGAAAGUAAAGGUAUCAUAGCAGCUGGCACCAGCAAGGGGCAGGUUGCUUUGUGGCGAAAGGCUUUGGUCAACAGUUCGAGUGUUUGCAGAAUAGAGGGGAAAGACCAAUGGAAACUACAAGCUCCAAUUGAUCUCGAAGGAAAUAUCAUACAGAUCAAGUGGGGCACCAGUAAGAACCUUCUGUCUGUGAACAGUGCUGGCACAGUCCUUAUCCUCAGUGAGCAGGUGAUGUCUGCUCAUUUCAACCAACAAGUGGCAGCAAUGCAGGUGGCUCCCAACCAACUGAGCCUUACCUUCUUCUCCUCAGGAAACCAGCAGAUGCUCCGUUCAGACAUGCAUGUCAAAGGGGUUUAUGUCACCAAGGAAACAAUAGCAGUAUGGAAUGGAAAGCACACAACCGUUUUCGAACCAUUUGGGCCAUCACUGAGAAAUGCAGGCUCGUUCCCCUGUGAUUCUUCUGUUUUGGCUAUCCAUGAAGAGAGCAUUUACACUGUCGAGCCAAACCGUGUGCAGGUUCGCACCCUGCAGGGUACAGUCAAGCAGCUGCUCAUGUUCAGUGAGACGGAGGGAAACCCCUGUCACCUUCACAUCUGUGGGAACUUCCUGGUGGUGGGGACAGACACAUCACAUGUGAAGGUCUUUGAUCUUUCCCGCAGGGAAGCAAAGCCUCACUGUAAUGCUAAAAACCUGGCAGAGCAUGUCACCAGCCUGGGACAUAUUACGUCUGUGAAGUGCAAUUCCAACGGCAGUAACGUCAGCAUUCUCAUCAACAGGCUGAAUGGCACCCCAGAUUCCAGAGUUUUCUUCUAUGAUGUGGAGAUGGACACUCUGAAUUACUUUGACUUUGAAACUGGGCGACCAAGCAGUGAAAGCUAUUCUAUGCCUCAUGUGGAAGAGGGUGACAUGGAAAAAGGGCGUUCUGAGAUGAGUGAACUGCUGGGACGAUAUCCAAUCAGCCAUUUCUGGGAUCAGAAUGAACCUAAAUUGUUUGUGUGUGAGGCCCUUCUGGCUGUUUCAACCCCAAAGCAGUCAAAGCUGUCUACAAGCACUGAAACCAAUUGUCUAGAAUAUAAGGUGAAUGUUGUGGUGGUAUCGUUCUUCAUCACACAGGAACAUGGCCUCUUGCUGCAGGACAGUUUCACCAAGGCGGUGUCCCAUGAGGCCUUGCUGGGGCUGGAAGUCCCCUAUUAUUAUUUCUCCAAAAAGUCAGGGGAGAUCGAAAAUAACCCUGAGCCAAUGCCAGGCUCUGCUUCCAUUCCACAGAUGGUGGCAAAGAGGCCCCUGCGAGAUUUUGUUGGGCUAGAAGAUUGUGACAAGACAACACGUGAUGCCAUGCUGAAUUUCAGCUUUUAUUUAACGAUAGGAGACAUGGACGAGGCUUUUAAAUCAAUUAAACUCAUCAAGAGCGAGGCAGUGUGGGAGAACAUGGCCAGGAUGUGUGUGAAGACACGACGGUUGGAUGUGGCCAAGGUGUGUCUGGGGAACAUGGGCCAUGCCAGGGGAGCCAGAGCCCUACGAGAGGCUGAACAGGAGCCAGAACUGGAUGCGAGAGUGGCCAUGCUGGCAGUACAGUUGGGAAUGCUGGAGGAUGCAGAGAGGCUUUACAGAAACUGUAAGCGGUUUGACCUCCUUACCAAGUUUUACCAGGCCUCAGGACAGUGGCAGAAGGCCAUUGAAAAUGCUGAGGGAUUUGACAGGGUCCAUCUGAGAACAACAUACUACAAUUACGCCAAACACUUGGAAGCGCUAGGGGACCAUCACCUCGCACUCAGCCAUUAUGAAAAGUCAGACACACACCGAUUUGAGGUACCAAGGAUGCUCCUAGAAGAUCUACAAACGCUUGAAAUAUAUGUCAACAAAACAAAGGACAAGAGCUUGUGGAAAUGGUGGGCCCAGUACUUGGAAAGUCAAGCAGACAUGGACUCUGCUUUGAAAUAUUAUGAGAAAGCACAAGACUAUCUCUCCCUUGUCCGUGUUCAUUGUUACCUCGGCAAUACACAAAAGGCCUCUGAAAUUGCCAAUGAAACAGGGAAUCAUGCAGCCUCUUAUCAUCUGGCUCGUCAGUAUGAGGCUCGGGAUGAUGUUAAACAGGCCAUUCACUUCUACACCCGUGCACAGGCCUACAACAAUGCAAUUCGGCUCUGCAAGGACAGUGGCCUAGAUGAUCAUCUGAUGAACCUGUCUCUCCUGAGCUCCCCAGAGGACAUGAUGGAGGCAGCCCGUUACUAUGAAGAGAAAGGACUCCAAAUGGAUCGUGCUGUGAUGCUGUAUCAUAAGGGUGGUCAUUUUUCCAAAGCCAUUGAAUUGGCCUUUGCUACCCAGCAGUUUAAUGCUUUGCAACUCAUAGCUGAGGAGCUGGAUGAGAAUUCAGACCCUGCCCUGUUAUCUCGGUGUUCUGACUUCUUCAUUGAGCACAAGCAGUUUGAAAAGGCAGUGGAACUGUUGGUUACUGCUAAGAAGUACUAUGAGGCCCUCCAUCUCUGCUUGGAGCAGAACCUGACCAUCACGGAGGAAAUGGCAGAGAAAAUGACUGUGUCUAAAGAUUCAAAGGAACUCUCUGAGGAUUUCCGCCGUGACCUGCUUGAACGUAUUGCUGACUGUUGCAUGCGGCAGGGAAAUUAUCACCUCGCAACCAAAAAAUACACACAGGCUGGCAACAAGACCAAGGCAAUGAGAGCACUUCUGAAAUCGGGAGACACAGAAAAGAUCAUUUUCUUUACAGGAGUCUCUCGACAAAAGGAGAUUUACAUCAUGGCAGCAAACUACCUUCAGUCCUUGGACUGGCGGAAAGAUCCUGAAAUUAUGAAAAAUAUCAUCAGCUUCUACACUAAGGGACGAGCAUUGGACUUGCUUGCUGGCUUCUACGAUGCCUGUGCACAGGUUGAGAUUGAUGAAUACCAGAACUAUGAGAAAGCAUUAGGAGCCCUGACUGAGGCUUACAAAUGCCUGUCCAAAGCUAAGAUGAAGAGUCAAAGUGAAUUGGAGGAACGGUUGGGACAGUUGCAGAACAAGCUAACAAUGGUGAAGAAAUUUGUGCAGAUCCGAAGGCUGUAUGAAGAGGAUCCAAAGGAAGCUUUAAAACAGUGUGAGAAUCUGCUGGGGGAGCCCGGGCUCAACCAGACUGUUCGAACUGGCGAUGUCUAUGCACUCCUGAUAGAACACCACGCACAACAGGGGAGCUUUGAGGUGGCCUAUAAGUACAUGGAAGAAAUGACAAAGAAACUACCCUCUGCCAAUGUAACAUACUACAUCAACCAACAAAUUACUGAUGCCAUUUACAAGGCAGUGGGUGUUCCAAUAAAGGCCAACAUAGUAGUGGAGAAGGUUCGACACAGCAGUGCAGAGGAUGGAGAUGAGGUGGAAGAAGAUGUAGCUGAGGACUCUUACAAUGGACCCGAGGACUGAUCUCCAACCUCUACAAGUUGACCCUCAAAGACGUUCAACUCAAAUCCGUUAUGAUACUAAUAUUUUACCAAGAGACAAUCUGCACCAGUGGCCUAGGACUCAGAAUUUUGCCUCAGGAACACCUUUAGUUCACAUUUAUAUGAAACCCAAAGACGAGACUGGGUCACUGUACACUGACAGACAAUUACACUUCCACUGAGUCCCAUCCCUGCUUCCCAGUGAACAUGAAUCUCUGGGACACUUGUUACUUUAUUUCUAGCAGGUAGUCCCUGAGAACACAGACAUUAACACAGGAGACACCAGCACACAUUAUGCCCAAAUGCUGGUGCUGGGGAAAAUGCUGUAAAUAACUUGCUGCAAAUAUCCUAUCACUCAGUCAUUGUGAUAGUACAAAUAUAGCUUAAUUAGCUUGUUGUCUACAAAGCUCCUGUCAAACAUGAAAAGAGUUUAAAUUGGCAGAGGAGAGUCUGAAGGCAGCAACAUUACUGCUUUAUACCACACCAGCCUUGCCGCUGCUGUUCCUGAGCUGCUUUCAAGCAGGGGGAAACAAUCAAGAAAAGUAAUUGACAGUGUUACACUUGACAGCCAAUCCCCAGGGCUGAGUUUAAUAAGACUGCUGGCUACAACUAGUGAUUAGACUAUAGGGGAAACGGAGAAUGCUCCUUACCCUGGGAUUUCCUUGGGCUUUGUUAGUUUAUGUAUAGAGAAUGUUUGCAGCUAACUGGAAUCAGUCAAACAGACCAGAAAUUUAUAAUUCCUCUUGGUCUUCAACUUUUUAAUAUUCGGGUUUAUUAUCCUUAGUGCACAAUUUGUGGUAAAACAAUUUGAAGCAGAUCAUUUAUUGAUACUUUUAUAUAUAUUUUUAUUAGUAUUUAUUCAAUUACUCUUAAGAUUUGUAAUUCCAUUUUUAUCACAUCCUGUAUUUCGUGACAGGAGUAAAAACAAUAAAAACUUUCCUUUGUUGUGGAAAA
This is a messenger RNA of Carcharodon carcharias (great white shark), 5545 nucleotides long. RefSeq names its product intraflagellar transport 140 homolog (Chlamydomonas) (gene ift140). Gene Ontology annotation, cellular component: ciliary basal body; intraciliary transport particle A; axoneme. NCBI's taxonomy places the organism in Eukaryota, Metazoa, Chordata, Chondrichthyes, Lamniformes, Lamnidae. The transcript is spliced from 30 exons. The record is from RefSeq and is a predicted model, not a curated record. Bases 159 to 4574 code for a protein of 1471 amino acids. Gene Ontology annotation, biological process: intraciliary retrograde transport. Gene Ontology annotation, molecular function: protein binding.